Molecule: messenger RNA, 1248 nt
Organism: Saccharomyces eubayanus
Lineage: Eukaryota; Fungi; Ascomycota; Saccharomycetes; Saccharomycetales; Saccharomycetaceae
Gene: MAK11
Product: Mak11p
Exons: 1
Coding region: 1-1248 (415 amino acids)
Molecular function (GO): protein binding
Source: RefSeq, a predicted model, not a curated record
AUGAGUAGCAUUGAAGGGAAGAACCAGUUUCGUAUUAUUGUAGGCUCGUAUGAACACAAUAUCUUAUGUUUAUCCCUAGAUAUUCCGGCGCAAAAGGAAAACGAUGUGGCCAAGACACCUCAUUUUAUGCCGAUAUUCCAUUUCCAAGCUCAUUCUUUAAGUAUCAAAUGUUUGGCUGUUUCCAGGAGAUAUCUGGUCUCUGGAUCGAAUGACGAACACAUCAGGAUUUACGAUCUACAGAAGAGAAAGGAAUUGGGUACGUUGUUGAGCCAUCAGGGUUCUAUUACUGCGUUGCAAUUUUCGCAUCCAGCUUCUUCUAGUGAAGAUCCUGCCAUUGCAAAGGGUAGCAAGAACAGCAAAUGGUUAUUAUCGGCAUCUGAGGACCACAAGAUCAUGGUUUGGAGAGUUAAGGAUUGGGAAACUGUGGGAUCGUUGAAGGGCCAUACGGCCAGGAUUAAUGAUGUGGACAUCCAUCYUACCAAUAGAAUCGCCAUUAGCGUUAGUGAUGACCAUUCUAUACGUCUCUGGAACCUCAUGACUCUAAGGAACGCUGCUGUACUAAAACUAAGAAAAUAUAACACAAAUGGGUCCUUCGUUAGAUGGUUAGGUGCUAAAGGUGAUUACUUCGCUGUAGGUUUAAGAGACAGAGUUCUUAUUUAUGAAACAGGAUCCGCCAAAGUGUACAAAGAAAUACUUUUCGAUAGAAAGACUAUCAUGCAUCUUGAGACACACAUUCUGCCAUUCGAUAAUAAGGAAUACCUUUCUGUUGGUGUUAGUGAUGGUAAUGUUCAUUUCUACCCUUGUGAACAAUUAUUCGAAAAGGAGGAAGAAACAGAAGACGGAGACGAAAGUGAAGAUGACAAGAAGAAGAUCGAACCUGCUUUUUCAUUAUUAGGCCACACAAACCGUGUCAAAGACUUUAAAUUCUAUACAAAUGAAUUCGGUACCUACUUAGUAACCAUCGGUUCUGACGGUAAGAUUGUUGUUUGGGAUAUGUCUACAAAAGAGCAAGUAGCAGUCUACGACUGCGGUGAAAGAUUGAACUGUCUAACACUAUGCGACGAAAGCAUUGAAAAGUACAGCAUGAUGAAGAAAAGAGAUGCUGAAACAGCCGAGCUAGGUGAGCAAAGUGAAGUAGAAAGUGAUACUGAAGAAUUGAAGAAAAUUAUGUUUGGUGAGAAGAAGAAGCUUAACAAGAAGAAAAGGAAGGAACCGAAGAAGAGCAAAGUCUCUGUAGAAUUAGAAUAA